Molecule: messenger RNA, 800 nt
Organism: Paraglomus brasilianum
Lineage: Eukaryota; Fungi; Glomeromycota; Glomeromycetes; Paraglomerales; Paraglomeraceae
Source: the annotation of a GenBank genome assembly
GGAUUAAUGUUGAAGUAAAGAAAGAACCUGGUGCUGGUGGUGACCCGCAUAUUCAAAAUGCAGCUUAUUACAAACAAUAUCUCAUCCAAAACCAGGAUUUUGCCAAGACGACCAGGCUCCCUUGUUUUCUCAUUCAAGUCUAUGGGCCAGAAUUGAAUAUAUCAACAGUCAUACUCAGCAACAAGAUUACCAUCGAUCCAUAUCAUUUCACCCUUUCCUUAGCCUGCUCAUCUGAUUGGUUGAAGGACUUUGCUCAUAUCUUCAAUGCCCUUGUUUUCGUUGUUGAGAUGCUUGAACAUCUACAGGGUCUGCCACAAAGACUGUUUGUCAAAUUCACUAAACAAUACCCCAAAGAUAUCCACCAAGCAUGUGCAGAUGCUGAUAUUGCACCCACACUCUACGGUUUUGAAAAACUACCAGGCGGAUGGUUCAUGGUGGUCAUGGCUCAUAUGACUGGGUUUUAUGCUCUGUCAGAUAGUAAUAGCUCUAUUACUGCACAUAUUAGUGAGGAACUGUGGAAUGUGUUGAGGAAGUUACAUAACCUUGGGUAUGUGCAUGGUGAUUUACGAAAAGAGAACAUUUUGGUCUGCAAAGAAGAUGCAAAGGCAAACGUUGUUUUUAUUGAUUGGGAUUGGGCUGGUGUAGCUGGGGAAGUUUGUUAUCCUAUAUCAAUCAACCCUGCAAUCUAUCGGCAUCCUACUGCAAAAGCUCUACAACCCAUCCUUAUGGAGCAUGAUGAAUAUAUGCUCAAAAAUAUUUGUCUUACUCAUAAUGUUGUGGAUGAAAGCUUAGACCAGUAA